CAUCCUUGUAUUAGAAUAACAAUCCCGAUAUAUUUGAUAGUCUUUUCUCUUGUUUUGUAAUUUUCUUUAAAUGUCUGGCGCACUAAUGUUUAUUUGUAUCAAAUUUUUAAUGAAAUAAAGAUAUUUAGAUAAUUUUCAUAUUCAAGAAAGCUCACAUUUCUCUAUAUAUCAAUAAUCAUUCCAAGGCCGCUUACGACAAAAUUUACAUUGACAACAAAAAUGUCGGACACUGGAGAAGAUCCACCGAAGCGCAGUAAAAAACUCCCUCCCAUCUCUUCCGAUGGAGGAGAUGGUGGUGAUGAACAGAAAAAGCCUGUGAGAAAGAAGAAGAAGAAAGCUCCAAGCGUGGAAACAAACGGUACAACAUCUCCAAAAUCCGAUGAAACCCCAACAAAGAAAAAGGUUGUGAAAAAGAAAGAGGGGGAAACCGCUGGCAAACCAACUCCGAAGAAACGCAAGAAACCCGCGUCCACAGAAGAAAGCGAAGUGGAUCCUACAUCAGCCCGCAGUGCAGCUAGUAAAGAAGAGGAUGUAACUGGGAGCAAAGCAAGUCUCAUAUCAAAAGAUACAAAAGGAAGUGGCACACCAAGGAAAAAAGGAAAGAAGAAAAAGAAGCCAGCUUCGACCACAGCCACUCCCAGAGAGGAGGAUGAAUGGGGGGAUACUCUUGCAGCAGAGUUACAAACCAUACACGAGGAUGUCGUGAGUCCCAAAAGUAAAAAAGAACAAGACGAAGUACGUGUGCACCCGUACACAACAGAGACUGCAGUUUUGAAGAGUCAGCCACUGGAGAAACUUUUCAUUGAGACAGACAGUGGUUUUAAAGGAGAAAACAAAGUCAAGUUUGCCAAAAAAUGGGCAGAAGAAGAGGCUAUUCGAGAACAAGAGCCUGAACAGCCAGUGGAGUCUACCCUUCUGUUUGCUAUAGGGUCACACAGGGUGUUUGUGACAUUCUGCCUCUUUCUUCAUGGACUAACUGCAGGCAUUGCUAUGUGGCACCUAACAAUGACUUAUAUAUUAUUGUACUUUUCAUAUAUGGACUUUCUGGAGCACUACCGAAUUCUAGCAUUGCCAGUUCAGUGCAUGUUUUAUAUUCUUUUGGUGUUGUGUACAAUUUCAGCCUGUGAUAGGUUUGAUAUUGGACGUCCCACACGCAGAUUCAUACUUCAAUCCUUCACAUUACAGACUGGGACUGUCUCCAUUGUCAUCUAUUUUAUAGCAUUAAUCCUCAGUCUUUCAAUGGCUAACUUGGAGGAUAAAAUCAAUCUCUAUGACAGAUAUCCUCAACUUUGGAAAAACCAAUACGGCAACAAUACGUUAUCAUCAGCUGGUGAGGACAUUACUGCCUGGCGGGACAUUAACACUGCCCGCUGUUGUAUGGCCAUAUUAGCCUGGAUUGUCUUGUCUAUAACAGCCUCCACAGACAGACUAACAGACAAUCUUAGGGCAGGGGAUGAUGAAUUUCUAGAAGAUGUGGAGCUGGGAACUCAACAGAAAGUUUAAUUCUUCAAAGUUCUGUGUGUUACUAGCUACUCAAAACUUUUUUAUGAAGUCGUGUUUUAUGUAUGAUUUGAUCUUACACAGAAUUUGUUUCUUUACAUGUGAUAGGAGAGCGGAUACAUAAACAGACCCAUUAUUUGUUUCUUUACAUAUGAUAGGAGAGCAGAUACAUAAACAGACCCAUUAUUUGUUUCUUUACAUGUGAUAGGAGAGCGGAUAUAUAAAUAGACCCAUUAUUUGUUUCUUUACAUGUGAUAGGAGAGCGGAUACAUAAAUAGACCCAUUACGCAUAUAAUUUUAUGUUCUAAAAUGAGGGUGGUCUUAUGGAAACAAUUUGUUAUAUGAUUUGUAAUUAUAUUUCAUUUUUCAAUUUUUUUCUCUUUUCACAAGUUCAUAUUUAAUAAAAGUGCAAAAUUGACAUUAUGAAAAAAUGUUAGUAUGCUGUAUAUUUUGAGAAUUCCAUCGAUAUGUACGCUGUAGAUGUCCUAUAUUGUUUUAUUUUCAAAUUUCAAAUGUGAAUGGAAAAUCAAGGGAGAUAAUAACUCUGCAUGAUAGGGAAAUGUUUUGCAUUCAGUGGGGGUUUUUUCUUCUAAGUUUGUUUUCCUUUAUUGAAAUACGUGCAAGCAUUCAUAUGAAUUUUUUAACAAACAAGUUCAGUUCUUAAAACAAAUACACACAUACACAUUGUGAUGAUCUUCAUUCAAAAAAUAGGAUUAUCCUUUGCAUUUUAAGUAUGAAAAAUUAAGGAAAUAUCAGCUUUAAUGAAUGAAAUACACAUGUAAUAAUAAACCCUCUUCUAAUUAAGAUAAGAUGAUGGUAUUUUAAGUGUUAAAACAUGAAUAUCAUGGGAGAUACAACCAGUGCCUUGGUUUUUUUUUUUGUCUGCUAUGUGAAGAUAUACAUGUAUUUAUUUUGACAAUGUCUUGUUAGUUUAUUGUAAUGUACGCUACAAAAUUUUGUUUUAUUUAUUUAUUUUUAUUGUUAUAUUUAGAUAUAGAUGUUAGUUGUAUUAUUUGAAAGGAAUAUUUUUAACAGUCUUGGUUGUAUAUUAUGAAUUAAGUGUAGUAUUUUGACUGUAUGCAACAUUUCUGUAAUCUGAUAUCAUAUACAUGUACGUGUAUCAAUAUUGCUUGAAAAUUUACAUUGAUACAUAUAUUUUAUGUUAUCAGACUUAUUGACAAGUGAAAUCAAACUGAAAUAAAAUGAUAAAUGUAAAACAUA
Molecule: messenger RNA, 2721 nt
Organism: Ostrea edulis (European flat oyster)
Lineage: Eukaryota; Metazoa; Mollusca; Bivalvia; Ostreida; Ostreidae
Product: transmembrane protein 237-like
Exons: 5
Coding region: 220-1503 (427 amino acids)
Biological process (GO): cilium assembly
Cellular component (GO): ciliary transition zone
Source: RefSeq, a predicted model, not a curated record